Messenger RNA from Menidia menidia (Atlantic silverside), 3462 nucleotides. The record is from the annotation of a GenBank genome assembly. Lineage: Eukaryota; Metazoa; Chordata; Actinopteri; Atheriniformes; Atherinopsidae.
AGAACCGCUACUUCCGGUUGCACGCAUGUACACAACGCAACAUUAGAUCAUGGAUUCCUCACAGAAUAACGACUCGACGAACAGUGGUCUUCAAGACAGUACAUCAGAUGAUGAAAAGGAGUUUUGUCCUGGUUUCAAAGACGCGGAUGCUUUCGUUAAAUGUGGAUUUGGAGCUGUAGUAUCCGCUACCAAAGCAUCUGCUAGUUUACCUCAACCUGGGGAUGAAUAUGAUUUCUAUCGGAGUUUCCCCGGUUUCCAGGACUUCUGUGAAAGUCAAGGAGAUAAGCUUUUACAAUGCAUGGCUCAGAUUAUGCAGUACCACGGCUGCAGGUCUCAGGUCAGAGACAGGAACAAGAUCACGGGGCUGGAGGAGAGGUUUGACCUUGUUGUGGACGCAAAUGAAGUUAUUCUUGAAAGAGCGGGGAUUCUCCUCGAUGAAGCCGAUGGAGUGAACAGGAGCCAAAAGCCUGUCAUGCCUGCUGGAUUUCAGCCCCCCAAAAUAGUUGUUUCCAGCUGGAAUCGAAAGGGUUCCAGCUCUGGGAGUCGUUCUGAGACCUUCAGACUGCUCCACGCCAAGAAUAUUGUGAGGCCGCAGCUGAAAUUCAAGGAAAAAAUUGACAACAGCAACACACCUUUUAUUCCAAAGAUAUUCAUCAAGCCCAAUGCUGUAAAGCCACUUCCAUCCUAUUUCACCAACAAACAAAUACGGAAGGAGAGGCCGGAGGACGUUGAUGUUCCAGCUGCCCUGGCUGACUUCAUUCACCAGCAGAGAACUCAGGAAAACACAGAAGACAUGUUUGCACACCCAUACCAGUAUGAGCUGGACCAUAUUUCCAUACCAGAAAACCUUUUGUCCAAACCAGAACCUCAGAUGUACAAGCCAAUUUCGGAGACAAAUUUAACGUUCAUCAACUCACUGGAGAACCUGGUUGCUCUGAAUGAGAAGCUGUGCAAAUUGUCUGAAUUUGCAGUGGACCUUGAGCACCACUCCUACAGGAGUUUCCUCGGCCUCACCUGUCUGAUGCAGAUCUCCACCAGAGAGGAGGACUUCAUCAUCGACACCCUGGAGCUUCGCAGCGAGAUGUACAUCCUGAACGAAGGGUUCACAGACCCGGCUAUAGUCAAGGUGGUGUUUCACGGUGCCGACUCGGACAUUGAGUGGCUUCAGAGGGACUUUGGUCUGUACGUCGUCAACCUUUUUGACACCUAUCAGGCGAGCCGAGCUCUCAACCUGGCCAGACAUUCCCUCGACCAUUUGCUCAAACACUUCUGUAACGUGGACGCAGACAAACGUUACCAGCUGGCUGACUGGAGGAUUCGCCCCUUACCAGAUGAGAUGGUGCAGUAUGCCCGGACAGACACCCACUAUCUCCUCUACAUCUACGACUGCAUGCGGGCGCAGCUGUUGGACUCCAACCACGGGCGGCCUGGCCUCCUGCAGAGCGUGUGGAACAAGAGCAAAGACGUUUCUCUGAAGAAAUAUGUGAAGCCCAUAUACACAGAGGAGUCGUAUUUGGAGUUGCAGAGGAAGCAGAAGAAGUCUUUCAAUACCCAGCAGCUCACUGCCUUCAGACUUCUGUACGCCUGGAGGGACAAGCUGGCCAGGCAGGAGGAUGAAAGCACUGGAUACGUCCUGCCCACACACAUGAUGAGCAAGAUAUCUGAGGAGCUGCCUAAGGAGCCUCAGGGCAUCAUCGCCUGCUGUAACCCUGUCCCCCCGCUGUUGAGGCAGCAGGUCAACGAGCUACAUUUGUUUGUGCAACAAGCCAGGGAAAUGCCCCUCCUGAAGGCUGAGAUUGCUGCUCAGAAGAAAAAAGGACUCACACCCAGUAAAAAGCCAGAAGUCACAAUGUUCGGCCCGCAUGAUACAUCCCAGACCUCUGAGAGUGACCUCCCCCAAUUUUCAUAUGACGAUGCUCCAGUCAAACGGGGGAUACUUUUCUCUGAGGAUGAGCAGAAAAUGGAUGACAGCAAAACGAGCGGUCUCCUGGCACCGCCUGUAAUCACCCUGUUCCAGGAGGUGGAAACGAGCGAACAGGAGCAAAUCUCGGUAGCUCAGAUGAAAGCCAGGCGGAUCAUCGAGUCCUUUGAAAACCCUUUCAGAAUGUAUUUACCUCCCACAGACGCACACAUCAACAAGAAUGCCAAGUUUGACCCAUCCUCGAAGAUUUUUGAGAUUAGCAAAAGAUGGAAACUGCAGAGCAUCGAACAGCAACAGAAGGAGUUGGACGUCAAGAAGAAGGCCAAAGACGAAGAGAAGAAGCAGGCAAAGAAAGCUAUAGAAGAAAGAACCAAGGCUAAACAGAGCUAUCAGGAGUCUCUCAAGAACGUCGCCACUGUGCGCCAGCAAGCAGCAGAGGCUGCUAAAGGAAACCAGAAGAAAAGAGAGAGGGUUGAAAGUGAGGUUGGAGAGACGACUCCCAAACCAAGCAAGAAGCUGCUGACCUCCGGAGAGAAGCCCCAGAAGACGGAAGCGCCUCCGCAAGAAAGCUUCAAGCCCUUCGACUACAGUCAGUCAGACCUCAAAGUCUUUUCCGGAGCCAAACCAAAUGACAACACACAGUUUGAUCCAAACCGGCAAGCUCAUGGCUUUAAGAAAAAGAAAACUCCUCAGGGACAAAAGAACAAUUUUGCAGCUGGAAACAGAAGUAUGACGUACCUGCCGGGCAAAUCGGACAGAGGAUUCCGGCAUAACUGGCCCAAGAGAUAGACUCUUUAAUGCAAUUUUCUUUCUUGCCUCAAAUUGGCUCACAGACUCAGUGUUGUCUUUCCUUUUUUUUCCUUUGUAAAAAAAGGGAACAUUAAUAUUUCAGUUUUUUCAAAGUGUAUUUUCUCCAUGUGAAACAGUUUGUCCUGUAAAUAUGUGGAACCACAACACUUCUUUAUUAAAGGUUUUUAGAGGAGUGUGCUACUGUCUUUUUUUUCUGUUUUUUUUAAAGAAUUUAUGAAUUUAAGAUGCUAGUUAGGACGUGUUGUGUGUUGAUAUUGAGCAAUACCUAAGCAUGUGCAUGCCAGACUGUGGCUGCUGGAUUUGUUUUUUGGGAAUUUUCUAUAAGUAAGAUGGAGUAAUUUGUGCCCAUGAACAAAACCAGUUUAUUCAGAGUGUAGCUUUCUCUAUAUUUGAUGGUCUCAAGAGAGUUUCUUUAGCAGAUAUUUAGGUGUUGCUAUACAUUAUGUAACCUGUUUUAAUUAAAUCAGCCAAUCUUAUCCUCACAAUUCACAUAGCAGAGUUAAUCUCUUUUCUCCAGAGAUAGUGAUUUAAAUGAAUGAUCUGGUCCCAACAGCUGCUCUAUUCAACACUGGCGGGGUUAGUUUUCUGAUCAUGUACAUAUAUUUAACGUUAUCCUUGUAGACAUCCCAAUCCCUGUUCUUCAACAAAACGUGUUGUUUGUGAAUACAAACAAAUAAACACAGUUAACUUCCAUGGAUAGCUAUUUGAAUGAAUAAAUGGCUAUUUCUGCC